AAUGUCAACGUCUAACCUGAUUCUUCUGUGUCAACACGUGAACCAAACAAUCAAAAUAAAUUGAGAUAAAACACCGCUAACACAUCGAUGAAACGGAAAAUAUGAACGAUCAACCAUUAUCAACGUGUGAGAAGAAUUUCAUAAUAAAAUGCUUGAAGGAAAACAAACGCUUGGACGGUCGUAGUUUUACCGAAUUUCGUAAUAUCAACAUACACUUUGGUGUCGAAUGGGGAUGUGCACUGGUGACACUGGGAGAAACCAAAGUAUUGGCUCAAGUAUCAUGUGAAAUUGCACAACCGCGUGCAACACGCCCCGCCGAAGGUAUUUUGUAUAUCAACGUAAACAGUGGCCAAGACAAACGAUCAGCUGAACAUAUUGUUCUGUUGACAAGAAACCUGGAACGAGCUCUAAAGGAGUCAAGAUGCGUUGAUCUCGAAUCGUUGUGUAUCAAAGCAGAGGAAAAGGUGUGGCGAAUUCGAGUCGACUUGAAUAUUCUGAACCAUGAAGGAAAUUUGAUUGACUGUGCUUCAGUUGCUGCGCUCGCCGCUUUGGCACAUUUCAAAAGACCAGAUGUUACCAUUACCGGUGACGAAAUUCAAAUUCAUUCACACAACGAACGAGAUCCAAUUCCGAUUGUCCUUCACCACUACCCGGUCUGCGUAUCAUAUUCGAUUUAUGAGAAUGGAGAAAUUGUCAUCGCUGAUCCGUCGUUGUUGGAAGAGCGUCGCUCAGAAGCGACCGUUGUAUUUGGCAUAAAUUCAUAUCGUGAAUUGUGUGGCCUGCAUUUCGGCGGCAUCACAUUGGCUAGUUUGGAGUUGUUGAUCAAAUGUGCGAAUCAAGGGGCGAAACGAGCAAAUGCGGUUGUUAAAUUAAUCAAAGUAGCCUUGGAAGCCGAUGAAAAACGUCGUGCAAAUGGUGAACAAGUUGGUUUUAUGCAGUGCCUGCAAUCGAAUCGUUUCGAUUCAUACAAAGAAGGCCGGUUGCUGUUGAGAUUGCCGAAAUUUCACCUGAAUACCACCGAGGAAAUGGAAGUUGAACUUGUAGAGAUGAAAAAGGAGCAAGCGAAAAUAAAAUCGCUUGGAAAUCAUUCCGCCGUUCUGAUGCCAGCCGAAGAAUUGUCCAGCGACGAUGAUUUUGCUGACCAUUGGAUUCCCGAAAUGGAUGGUGAUGUUGACUUUGAAUCGAAUGAAGUUGAAAAGCCUGUGUCGCCAAAACCAAAAGAAGAGCAAAAGAAGAAGAAAAAGAAAAACAAGAAAAAAUCCAAACAACCACCCACCGCUGCCGCCGCCGCCGUCGAUGACGACGAUGCUGCCAUGUCUGAGGACAGCGAAGAAGAAGAAACGGUUGUCAUGGAACAAAUCACAUAAAUAAAAAGGCCAGUGGUUUUGUUUUUAAUUCGUUAAGAUAAAAUUCAUCCGUUGUUUGUUUGUUUUUUUCAUCUUCAAUAAAUUACAAUCCGAAACGUAA
Messenger RNA from Sitodiplosis mosellana (orange wheat blossom midge), 1467 nucleotides. It is a transcript of the gene Rrp45, whose product is annotated as exosome complex component RRP45. The transcript has 4 exons. Gene Ontology annotation, cellular component: nuclear exosome (RNase complex); cytoplasmic exosome (RNase complex). Gene Ontology annotation, biological process: nuclear polyadenylation-dependent mRNA catabolic process; exonucleolytic trimming to generate mature 3'-end of 5.8S rRNA from tricistronic rRNA transcript (SSU-rRNA, 5.8S rRNA, LSU-rRNA); nuclear polyadenylation-dependent rRNA catabolic process. Bases 102 to 1367 code for a protein of 421 amino acids. The record is from RefSeq and is a predicted model, not a curated record. Lineage: Eukaryota; Metazoa; Arthropoda; Insecta; Diptera; Cecidomyiidae.